Hydra vulgaris (swiftwater hydra) is the source of this 1633-nucleotide messenger RNA. RefSeq names its product SET domain-containing protein 4. Gene Ontology annotation, biological process: peptidyl-lysine monomethylation; peptidyl-lysine trimethylation. Lineage: Eukaryota; Metazoa; Cnidaria; Hydrozoa; Anthoathecata; Hydridae. The record is from RefSeq and is a predicted model, not a curated record. Gene Ontology annotation, molecular function: protein-lysine N-methyltransferase activity; protein binding.
UUCUAUAUACCGUAAGAAAGCAAUAUAUUGCAUUCACGGUAUAUAGCAUCCAUAUAUAUAAAUUUUUUGCUAAUUAAAUUAAGUAUUUAAAAAACCCAAGAUCAGUUGUAACCUGCUAACUGUUUUUGUUUUCUUCGUAUGUCAAAAAUGAUUAAUUUGACAAAUUAUUUGUAAACGAAAAUUUUGUCAAAAUAUUACAAAUUUGUUAUUAUAUUUUAUAAACAAGUAAUAUUAUCACCACAAAUGAUUAUACAAAGUGGUUUGAGCUAAAAAUAGAAUCAACAACAGCAAUUGUAAAAAAUCCCUAAAAAGAUUCGACCUGAUGGACUACCCCAGAAGUCCUUCGAAAGGAAGAACAUGGAGAAAACGAAAAAAUGCGCGAAUUAACAAGCAAAUUCGAACUAUUUCGUAUGCUGGGCUAUUUUCUUGGUCACUAAAUAAUGGCUUAGUUCUAAAAGCAGUCACUCCAAAGGUUUUUAAAAAAACAGGAAGAGGUUUGAAAACUACUAAAUCUGUAAGUCCAGGAGAUUUGAUUAUAGCACUGCCUUUAAAUCUUCUUAUAACUUUUGACACUAUUUUGGAAAACAAUGAUUUAAAUUUUAUUUUUCGGAAUCAUCCAUCAAUAUGUCAAAAAUAUUUAUUUAUACUGUUUUUAUUAAUUGAAAAAAAGAAAGGUGAAAAUUCGUAUUUUUUUCAUUACUUAAACACAUUACCAGAGAAUUUUAGCACACCUUCUUAUAUUAGUCAAGAUGAAAUGCAGUUAUGUCCAAAUUUUAUACAAGAAGAAACUGGUUUACAAAACAGACAGAUUUUAAAUGCCAUUAAGCAUAUUUCUUGUAUACAUAGUCUAAUUGCAAAUGACUUAAGUUGUAUAGAUAGUGAAGUUAAAUGGGCUUGGAAUGUUAUUAAUACUAGAUCAGUGUAUUUUAAUGCAAAGCACUUAAAGUGCUUCAAAAAUAUUUCAUCUAUUAAUGUUGAUUUUGCUUUAGCACCUGUUUUGGAUCUAUUGAAUCAUAAUGACACAGCUAAUGUUGUAGCAGGCUUUAAUAAAAGUACAAAACAUUAUGAAGUUCACACCAAUGACAUUUACACACCUGGCUCUCAGCUCUUUAUAAAUUAUGGCCCACACAGUAAUAGAAAGUUGUUUUGUGAAUAUGGUUUUGUUUUGCCAUUUAAUAUGAACGAUACUAUACCUAUUCCAUCAGAUAUUCUUUAUAAUCAUUUUAAUUCAACGAAUGGAUCUAUAGAUAUUUUGGAUUUUAAUAAAUUGUAUCUUGCUACUGAUGGUUUCAGCUGGGUUUUCGAGGCUGUUGCUCAUUUUAAAGAAAGCAACACACCCUCUCAAAGCGACAUACUCUCUCUAAGUUUUUAUAAAAAUUUUAAUAUCAAACCUUGUGUUGGUUCAUGCAUUAUUGAAGGUUUUAAAAGAAAAGUUCUUGGUUUAAUGAUUGAAGAACAUAGAAGAUGUUUAAGAAGUUUACAUUGUUUAACAUUGCCGCACCAAACAUCACCUAUUGUUGUUGCAAAAAUACUUAUUGAAUCUGAAAUAAAUUUAAUGUUAAAAAUUAUGAAAUCAUUAGAUACUAAAUGUCUUUUGGAUUUUAGUUUAUAAAAGUUUAAAAUAUCUUUUUUA